GCUGACCAGAGGCGGACCCGGCAGAACGGAGGCGCCCCCGGAGCUGCGCGGAGCCGUUCCCCGCGCGCGCCCCUCGCCCCAGCUCGCGCCCGCUUUGUCCUCGCGCCCCCUCGUGCGCGCGCCCCGCGUUCCCCCCGCGUUCCCCCGGUAGCGGCCAAGGGACGAGGACGCGGCGGGCGGGGGAGGGACGGAGCCGUCUCCGCAGGAAUUUCUAGAAUCAUUCUAGUGUGAAAGAUUUUGAUGAUGUCUCGACGCAGUCAGCGCCUGAGCCGUCACUACCAGGUUGAUGAUGAUGGAGGCAGCAGCAGCAGCAGCAGCGGGGGGAGUUCCCUGGUGGCUGGCCAGCACACUGCCUUCCAGGACAGUCCCCUCAGGACUGUGAGGAGGAAGUCUAGCAAUGUGAAACGCCUCUCACCAGCCCCUCACCUGGGUCCUGCUUCCAAUCCUCACACCACCUACUACAGUGAAUCAGUGGUGAGCGAGUCCUACAUAGGGAGCCCCCGAGCCGCCUCGGUGGCCAGAAGCUCCAUCCUACAAGAUCAGCUGGACAGCGAUGCCUACUGGAGUGAGCGUGGUGGGGACCUAUUGGUCAGGAGGAGGAGAGGCACAGGGGAUGCUGAGAGCAGCAAGGUCAAUGGACUGAGUGAGGGCAAAGUCACCUAUGACACCUAUGGAUCGUCCUCAGGAUACUCCUCUGAGGAUGACUAUGCAGGGCACGCACUUAUGGACCAGCCUGGCUCAGCAUCCACAUUAAGGAACGCCGCCUCCCAACUUGGCGCUUUCUUGUGGAUGGCCAUCACUUUUCCAGGUUGGCUCUUUGGCCUUUUCUACUGGUGGCUUGGCACCACCUGGUACCGCCUGACCACAGCUGCCUCCCUUCUGGACGUCUUUGUCUUAACCAGGAGCUUUUCGACUCUGAAGAAGUUGCUCCUGUUUCUCUUGAUGCUAGUGCUUCUGGCUUCGCUGGCUUAUGGUGCUUGGUAUUUCUACCCCUACGGAUUACAGACCUUCCACCCUGCUAUGCUCUCCUGGUGGGCAGCAAAGGGCAGCAGCAGGAGAGAGGAGGUGUGGGAAUCAGGAGAAUCCACCCCAUAUUUCCAGGCUGAACAGCGUGUCCUGUCAAAGGUUCAUGCUCUGGAAAGGCGGCUGGAAACUCUGGCUUCUGAAUACUCUGCCCAUUGGCAGAAGGAGGCCACCAGGCUGGAGCGCCUGGAGCUACGGCAAGGAGCCAGUGGGAGCGGAGGUGGGAAAGGCCUGAGCCACGAGGACACUCUGACUCUCCUGGAGGGCCUGGUGAGCCGACGAGAAGCCACCCUGAAGGAGGACUUCCGCAGGGACACCACUGCCCACAUCCAGGAAGCGCUCACCACUCUCAGGGCAGAACAUCGGCAAGAUUUGGAUAACGCCAUAAAGAAGAUUACUCGGGCAUCCCAGGAGCUGGAAAGCUCGGUGCUCCAGCUCAAGACAGAGUGGCAGAGUUUGGCCCAAGAAGCCCUCCGGGAAGACACGUUAAAGGAGAUAGUGGAGGCCCAGCUGGCUGGCCUGAGGCAGGAGCUGGCGGCCUUAAGCCAGAGACAGGCUGCAGUAGCAGAGCAAGUAGACCUUUGGCCACAGAAGAUGGCGGCCCUGCGCAGUGACGUGGAGUCUCAGUUCCCAGCCUGGAUCACUCAGUUCCUUCUUCGAGACAAAGGUGCUCAGGCUGGGCUCCUUCAGCUAGAAGAGGUGCAGGCCCAGCUUCGGGACUUGGAGUACAGAAUCCUCACUCAGGUGGCAGAGGGGCAGGUCAAGUCCUCCAGUGAAGCUGCUGCCAGCCUGAGGCUGACUCUUCGCAAGGAAGGAGUGACUGGGGUGACGGAGGAGGAAGUGCACCAGAUUGUGAAUGAGGCCCUGAAGCGCUAUAGUGAGGACCGCAUCGGGCUGGUGGACUACGCCCUGGAGUCCUCUGGGGCCAGCAUCAUCAGUACCCGCUGCUCAGAGACCUAUGACACCAGGACAGCCCUUCUCAGUCUGUUUGGCAUCCCCUUGUGGUACCAUUCCCAGUCCCCAAGAGCCAUCCUCCAGCCAGACGUCCAGCCUGGCAAUUGCUGGGCAUUCCGGGGCCCCCAGGGCUUUGCCGUGGUUCGAUUGUCUGCCCGCAUCCACCUCACUGCUGUCACCUUAGAGCACGUGCCCAAAGCCCUGUCCCCAGUCAGCAACAUCCCCAGCGCUCCCAAGGACUUUGUCAUCUUGGGGCUCAGUGAAGAUUCACAGUCGGAGGGGGUGGCCCUCGGGCACUUCACCUACGAUAACGCUGGGGAGUCCAUUCAGACCUUCCACUUUCAGGGCAAUGACACAGCCCCAUACCAGGUAGUCGAGCUUCGGAUCUUGAGCAACUGGGGUCACCCCGAGUAUACCUGCAUUUACCGUUUCCGGGUCCACGGGCGGCCUGCCAAUUAGCCCCUCACAGGGCCCUUCAUCCCUUCCCCCUUCAGCCACCUCCCCUCCACCAGCAGCAGCACCCCCACCUUCUCCUCCCUCUCCCUCGCUUCAUCCCUUAUGGGCGCUGUGGCUUCUGGAGAGACAGACAGAAGAUGGGAGCUCACCUCUGUGGAGCAGUCUUGCCCCACCAGGUUCUCUCUGAUGUGGGGGAGACCACCAGCUGAGUGAUUUCUGUUUCACUCCCCAUCUUCUUGAGGGUCAGGUGGCCCAGCUCCCUGCCAGGCCCUGCCCACCCCCAGGAGGUGUAUAUAGAGCUAUGUAUUAUAUGGUGGGGGUGUGGGUUGGGACAUUAGUGAGGGCUUUCCUAUGCUCAGCAGCAGUCUUACCAGAACCACAGCUAAGGCCACCUUGGCUUCCCUUGCCCUAGAGUCUAGGUCAAGGAAUUUGGCGUAUUAAGGGCAUGAUAAAUUGGGUGCCUCAAAAGGGCAGACUGGUAGCCAGUCUGUCCUGGUUAUGCCCAGCGGGUGGCUAAAGCCCCUGUCCAUGGGGCUGUGCAUGGUUCUCUUCACCAUGGGGCAUGAUGGGGGCAGUCUUUGAAAUCUGAAGCACCACAGUUCCCUGGGCUUUUUGUUCUGACAAAGCCAACAGCCUCAAUUUGGGGGAUGUUCUGCCCCCAAGAUCACCUGCGGUGGCAUUUAGAAACUAUGUGCCCCACAGGGUAUAGCCAUGGCUGGGAGGCCCCUUUUACCCAUUGGGGCUUAAUUUAGAGAGGAAUGGAGGGUUUCUAGUGUGUGGGAAAGGCAGUAUUAGAUACAGCAUUACUCAUGGAUUAGAUAAUGCUGAAGGGAGUGGGGCUCAGAAUGUAGCCAGGGCCAUGGGGAGAGGGCCUUCCCUUACGUUCCUGGUACCAGACCCAGGGCAGUACUUCUCCACUCUGGCCAUGCCUUCAUCCACCUUCUCACCUGCAGUUCAGUCACUGUGGGCUCUCCUUUGGGACCAUGGUAGGCAGGAAGACUGGCUGGGAUCCUGCUGAGAAGGGCCCUUCCCUGGCCCCAUCUAGGGUUGGCAUUGAGCCAAUGCUGCCCUCUCUCCCUGGGAUGGACCUGCCCUGCCCCAGGUGUCUCUGCAGGGAAACAGGGCAUAAUAGGCUCAUCAGGCUGGCUCUGGGCCCUGAUUCUAGUUCCUUUCUGGCUUGGUUAGCACAUGGGCAGAUGUUACGUUUAUUGGGAUAGGGUUGGGGGAGGAGCUUGUUGGAGUUAAGGCUGGGAUGGGAGGGGAAGGGCAAAUUCUUUGGCCCUGCGGGCCGAUUGUAUUAUGUAUAUAGAUAUAUAUUUAUAUUUAUACAUAGAUAUAUUUCAUGGCUCUUUGUUAUCAGAUAGAAAAGCUAAGGGCUUCAUUUCUGGCUGCCUCCCCUGGGGCCCAGGGUGAUAUUCACUCCAUCCCCAGCUUGGGGGGACGGGCUAUCAAGCACUGAUCCCCACAGUGGCAUCACUGUCCUUUCUGCCUCUUACCAUUAGGAGGGAAAGCAGGGCUUCACACCACAGGGCUGGUCACUGGUUCCUGAAGCCAGCAGGGGCACCCACUCUUCUGCAGAUUUCAGGGGCGAGCAGCAAGUGGUGCAGGGCUGACCCUAGCUUCCCCUCAGCCCAGUCUGCUCCCUCUGCUUCUGUCCCCUCCCCAGAAAGCUGGCAUCUGAGCAGCCCUACAUAGGAACCUACAGAUGGGGGCCUAGCUCUUCCCCAUCACAAAGGCUACUGUUUAAUUCUUUAGUUUUAUUUUUUAAUCGACAGAUUCUAAUUUAUGCCUAUGCAAAAAUAAAUUUUCUCUUGGA
Molecule: messenger RNA, 4249 nt
Organism: Trichosurus vulpecula (common brushtail)
Lineage: Eukaryota; Metazoa; Chordata; Mammalia; Diprotodontia; Phalangeridae
Gene: SUN2
Product: Sad1 and UNC84 domain containing 2
Exons: 18
Coding region: 241-2436 (731 amino acids)
Biological process (GO): nuclear envelope organization
Cellular component (GO): nuclear envelope; meiotic nuclear membrane microtubule tethering complex
Molecular function (GO): protein-membrane adaptor activity
Source: RefSeq, a predicted model, not a curated record